AGCAAUGAAUUGUAUUCGGGAAACAGAGUUAGUUAGAAACGGCAGCUUUGUUGGAUUAGACAGAUUGUCUUAUUUUGCCUAAACGGUUCGGGAGUUGUGUGUUUUUCAAGGUUCUUGGCUUCUAUGUAUGUCGGUUCCGUCUGUUAAUGUGAGUGCCGACUCCUCAAUGGAUGGAGAGGACGCGAGCAACCACAAAGGGAAAGAGAAUAAAAGACCCAACAGUCCAGAGAUGAAUCCCAAAGAUGAGAUCAACGCUUCGGCAAUGAAUCACAAUGAAACGAACGAAGAGAAGAUGAAAGAAGGUGGCCAUUCCCUGCCUCUUUUACCGGGCACUCCGGACUCGAACGCAAAGUAUACCCAAUCCGACGGCCGGAAACGAAGUCCCGUUCGCUUCCCAGCACUGCUCAUACCUACUCCGGACAAGGCAUCUCGCCCGAGAUCCACAGUCGCCGGAAUUCUGUUUCUGCCAUCGAUUUUGUAGUAUCUUCAUCAUGACUUUCUAUACAAUGAGACAGAAUAAAGGUUUCAUGUUCUGUA
Molecule: messenger RNA, 537 nt
Organism: Argiope bruennichi
Lineage: Eukaryota; Metazoa; Arthropoda; Arachnida; Araneae; Araneidae
Exons: 4
Coding region: 128-481 (117 amino acids)
Source: RefSeq, a predicted model, not a curated record